CGCACGCCCGGUUUCCAUACGCUGUGUACCAGCUUGGUGGCGUUUACAUAAGUGCUAUUAUUCAAGUUUAGCUUUGCCUCGGAAUUAUGCUGUGAAUUUGCCAAGACUCCAUCGAGCCUGUGGUAUACGGAUGCACCACUGUCUGAUGAAGUCUGUCAUAGUUUCAUCAGCACAAUCGGCGGCGGGCGCCAGCCUCGCGGCGCCCUCGGCCGGGCACAUUGCAGCACAACGCUCAGUCCCGCCCGCUCACACCAGGCCCGCUUCCGCUCUGAACUGCGCUUCGGCAUCCAUUGUUUGUGCUAUCGACUGUUGCGGGCCCACAAAUCGUGGCUGCCAUGGCAAACGGUUUUCAGCCCUUCGGCACAAUCGUGGCCUAACCACAGCAGCUCGCUCGCGGCCGCACGUGUGCACCCACGCCGCGCCGGAGCCAGGCACCUUCUCUCGCUCCUCCUCCUCCGCUUCCCGCAGCCGGAGGCACCGCUCGCCCUCCUCACCACCUCGAGAUGCCUCAACAGCUGCCGCUACGGCAGCUGCCCAGGCCACCAUUCGCCUGUCGGAUGAGCAGGGCGGGCGGGAAGCCGUGGCGGCACGCCGCACGCCCUCGGCGCUGGCAUCGGCAGUCGCGGCCUCCAGACAGGCGGCCGGGCCCGCGGCGGGGACGUGGGAAGUGGGCACGCGCGCGGUCGCAGCAGACCGCAAGCGGCGCCUUCGCGGGCCCCAGCGGCCGGGCUCGCCCACCAGACCGUCCGCUGCCAACCGUAGCAACGGCAACGGCAACGGCAACGGCAACGGCAACGGCCGGCAGCAGCAGCCCCAGCAGCAGCAGCAGCAGCGGCAGCAGCAGCAGCAGCAGCCUGAGCAACCAGGCGGCUUUGAUGACGGGACGGCUGCCCAAGGCCAGGUUGGCGAGCAGGGACACGGCGCGGCGGGGCCGAUGCCGCGCGGCGCGGCGGUGGGACGGCACGCGUUUGCGGUGGGCGCUGGGCGGGGCCUGCGGGGCCCCGAGGCCUGGCUUGCCGCCGCCGCCGCCGCUGCCUCUUCGGCGACAGCCACCGGGCGCGCAGGUGGCAAUCAGAGCAAGGGCCAGGCGGCAGCGGCCGCUUCCCAGCAGUCGCCGACUGCCGUGCGCACAGCGCCGGCUGGCAGCGCCCGGCCCAGGCCCGCUCCCGGCAGCGACACGGGCUCGGACGCCGCCAGUAAGCGCGGCGGCGCGCAGGGCCGGUCGGCUGUCAUUAACUUUGUCCACUCGCUGACGACGGCGGGGGCGAUGGCGACGGCGGCGGCUGUGCGGCGGGCCUCGGCCGACUUUGACACGCUGGAGCACUGGCACGCCGGUGGCGGCGGCGCGCUGGCCGCCGUCGCCGCCGCCGCCAGGGCUGACGCCGCCGCUGCGCGGGGCGCCGGCGGCGCUGCAGGGCCUGCUGCGGGGCCGGCUCCGCCGGCGGUGUGGCCGAUGAUGAAAGCUGAGCUGCGCGCGCUGGUGGCGGCGGGCAGCGGCCGCGUCAGCCACCAGCGCCGCACCGCCGGCGCUGGCGGCGCCGAUGCUGACGCCGAGGCGGAGGUGGAGGCCGCCGCUACGCGGCUGCUGGAGGCGGUGUCCGUGGCCAUCCUGGACCAGGGCAUUUACGCCGUGCGCAACUCCACCACGCGGCUGCGGCAGGUGCUGUGGCGCCUGGCGGCGGAGACGUGGCAGGAGGCGGCGGAGGGCGCUGAGGACGUGGAGGGCGCGCAGGCGGCGCUGGCGGCGCUGGAGCAGGAGCUGGUGGCGGCGGCGGCGGAGCUGGAGGAAGCUGGCGGGGGCGAGGUGGGCCCGGAGGGGGAGGAGCGGCUGUCGAGGCUGGCGGAGGCGAUUUGCGCGUCGCGUGCGCGCGCGGAGGCGGCGUGGCAGGCGGCCGAGCCGGGCCUGACGGCAGCGGCGGCGGCGGCGGCGCUGCGCGACGCCACGGCCGUUCCCGACUGGCUGCGCAGCGGGCUGUCGCGGGCGGUGGGCCAGGACGCGUCACGGCUCAAUGGCGCACAGCUGGCAGCGGUGCUGGCGGCGGCGGGCGCGGCGUCGCUGCCCUUCCGGUCCGCCGACGCGGACGCAUUGGUGCGCCGCGCGCUUCAGCUGCUGGCGGUCGGCGUGCGGCCACAGCAGCAACAACAACAACAGCAGCAACAACAACAUCAGCAGCAGCAAGGCCCCGAGCACGGGGCUGCGUCCCACAGGGGCCUGCCGGCAGCCGACGCCGACGGUGGCAGCCUCAGCACUGACGAAGCCAUCGCGGCGGCGUUCGCUGCCGCAGUCAGCAGCCCGGCUGCCGCGGCGCCGUCCAAUGACAGCAGCAGCAGCAGCAGCAGCAGUAGCAUCGCCACAAGCGCGGCGGCGGCGGGAGGGCAACGGCCGCUACCGCCGGCACUGUCGGCGCUGUUGAUGCUGCUGCUGGUGUCGGUGACGCCGCGCGAGCUGUGCCGGCUGCAGGCACGUUGGACGCUGUGGGCGCAGUUCCAGCGCUUGACGCGUGGCGCCGCUGCGGCGGCGGGCGGCGUUGGCGGUCAGCUGCCGCUGGUGGCGGAGGCGGCGUUGCUAGCGGCUAUGGACCGAAUGCAGCUCCGCGCUGCCGGCACGCCCGAGGAGGUGGCCGCCAUGGAGCGGGUCAGCCGGGCCGUAGCCGCCAGCGCCGCCGCAAUGCGACGCACGGCGCAGCGGCCACAGCAGCAGCAGGAGCAGCAGCAGGAGGAGGGAGAGGAGGCAAGGUCGGCCUCGCUGAACGGGCGGCAGGUGGCGACGUUGUUGUCCUGCUUGAGCGCGGCGGGCAACUUGAUUGGCAGCGAAUGCCUGGUCCGGCUGACGUCGGCGCUGACUGCCGCAAGUGCGGCCGGAACGUUGCCGCCCUCCUCAGCGGCCGCGGCGGUUGGCGCGCUGGCGUUGCAGUAUCACGGCCCCAGCCGCGCCGAGCUUGCGGAGCUGAUGGCGCCACUGGUUUCGGAGCUCAAAUGGGCGCACGACACGCACGACCCGGACCGGCUGCGGCCCACCGGCCCCGAGGCGGCGGCGGAGCGGGUGCGGCUGCAGCAGCUGCCGGUGCUGGUGGGGCGGGUGGAGGCCGCGCUGGGUGGCGGUCUGCGGCUGCCCUGGGCGGCACCGGACGACGUGGCGGCGCUGCGUGAGGAGCUCAAUCGCUUCGUCGCGUCCGGCGGGCUGAGGCCACUGGCGGCUGCCGAGGCCUGGGAGGCGUUCCUGGAAGCAGCAGCUGCCAGGCCCGGCGGCGCCGCCGCACCCUCGCCUGCUGACCUCGACGCCUUCAUUGAUGCAGCACGGGCCGAUCUGCUGGCGGACGCGGCGGCAGCAUUGGGCGAGAGCGGCAGUGUGCUUGAAACGCUGAUGGCGCCGACGAACGAGCUGAUGGGGGAGGGGGAGACGGGAGGCUCGCCUGCUGCGUAAUGGUGUUGACGCCUGUAGCAGGCCGGCGCACUGUGGAAGUGGGUGGAACUGGUGUGGCGGGCGGAGGGGCGGACAACCAGCAAGGCAACCUUCGGCGUCGUUAGGUUGAUGCAAAAGCGAUCCUGUUGCGUGACAGGCAUUGGUCGAGAGAGGAGUGUGUAGCUGCUGUGAUAUGCGGCUGCGAGUUGAUGCUGUGUGCGUGCACCACCUUCAGAAGCACCACCUUGUGCAAGCUUUCUCAUUCCCCAACAUCCCACGAAGGCUCGUCGGGCACCUGUUUUGUGUCAAUGGGCUGAGCUGCAGUGUGGAGGCAGACAACCGGGCAUAUCGCCAACACCACUCAGUCGCUCGCGUGUGAGCAAAUGCGCCCGGGAGCCAGCGCCAUAGAGUCGCUGCGCGCAUACAUUGUUCAGGUCACACUGUUGCUGGUCGCCGCCGUUGCAUGUAUGCGUUGCUGCGUGUCGUUACUUGUAAAAGCGCAAAGGA
This is a messenger RNA of Chlamydomonas reinhardtii, 3910 nucleotides long. RefSeq lists its product as uncharacterized. Gene Ontology annotation, biological process: regulation of transcription by RNA polymerase II. The record is from RefSeq and is a predicted model, not a curated record. Gene Ontology annotation, cellular component: nucleus. The coding region runs from base 146 to 3424 and encodes 1092 amino acids. The transcript is spliced from 7 exons. Gene Ontology annotation, molecular function: transcription cis-regulatory region binding. NCBI's taxonomy places the organism in Eukaryota, Viridiplantae, Chlorophyta, Chlorophyceae, Chlamydomonadales, Chlamydomonadaceae.